This is a messenger RNA of Aspergillus heteromorphus CBS 117.55, 997 nucleotides long. Its product is annotated as DUF4870 domain-containing protein. Bases 165 to 752 code for a protein of 195 amino acids. Lineage: Eukaryota; Fungi; Ascomycota; Eurotiomycetes; Eurotiales; Aspergillaceae. The transcript has 4 exons. The record is from RefSeq and is a predicted model, not a curated record.
GUAAAACACCCCCGAUAAGGCAGGCGCGUCUUCCCCCGUCGAUGUGAACGACGUGACCUCACUCCUCACUCCUCACUCCUCAUCUCUCCUCCUCUUCUCUUCUGUCAUCCCCUCCUCCUCCUCUUCCUCCCCUCACCUCUUCCCCCCACUUCCUCCCCCGCACUAUGAACUUCGCUCCCUACCAGGACGAGUCGCCCGAGGUGGAACGUGCCUUCUCGCCGUCGCCGGUCGAUGCGCAUCGCUCCCACCCCAAGCUCCCCAAUGUCCACUCGCCGCGCGGGUCUCCCGUUCCAGGACUGAACUCCCCCGGCCUCCCAUCCCCCAGCCAGUUCGCCGCCCCGGGCCGCAUAAACACCAACGGGCAUGGGAAUACGGGUUUUGGCAAUGACGUCGAGAGUGGCCGGUGGAACCUAGGGGCUUUUGACACCAGUCUCCCCAUCCGCAUGGAUGUUGAAGCUAUGCUGGCAUAUGUGCUUCUACCUCCUGCGGGCGGUGUGUUUCUCCUACUCGUUGAACACAAGAGUGACUAUGUCCGCUUCCAUGCAUGGCAGUCCAGCAUGCUGUUUACGGCCAUGUUUAUAAUCCACUUGAUCUUCUCGUGGUCAAGCUUUCUGUCCUGGCUCCUGCUCAUUGGCGACCUUGCGAUGAUCGGUUUCCUGAGCAUGCGCGCUUAUCGAGAUGUUGAUACUCUGGAACACUUCGAGGUCCCCGUCUUCGGCCGUCUGGCCAACUCAUUUGUUGACGAUGAAUGAUCUCGCUCUUCUCGGUACGGUACCAUGAUUCGGCUCCUCCGGGCCUGAUCAUGCCAUCGAUACUUCCCACUACGCCUGCCGGAUAAUCCCGAUUAUGGACCGGUGAGCAACAUUGUACAGUGUCAAAUUGAACAUAAUACAGAAUCUCAUAUGUGUGUAUAAUGAUUACUUAUAUGGCUGGCGCGCACAUAAUACUUUGUCAAGAUGCCUCAUGCAUGUCUCUUUCUCUCUUCACUAUCUUUCAC